GUUUAAGACUGACUAUACCAUUAGCAAGAGUUGUUUCGGAAAGAGAAAAUAGAUCGUUACUUACAGUAUAACUGAUUAGGAAAGAGUCCGUUGGAAUUAUAUUAUACAAAACUGCACAUGAGAACGUUUUACCUGAUAAUAAAUCAAACGAAAGUGAGUUACUAAAACGUAAUGAGAGAAGUUUAAACUGAAUUGAGGGAAGUAGUGUUAACUGUCGAAAUAUAAUGCAAUAACAGGAAUAGUUUUCAGUGUUAAAAGUCUCAAUAUUCUUAUUUGUUAUGAAAAAGCUUCGGUCUGAAUACCUUGUAUUCCUAAAUAUAAAAAUAAAGCAACAAUGUCAACCAUUUAAGCUAAAUCAGACGUGUUUGCUUAUUUGAAAAUUUGGAUAUCGAGAUAAAAACUCUUCUUCAUCAACAACAGAAAAUACCUAAAUCAAGCUUAUUGAGUGAUUUGUGGAAUAUUUCAAAGGUUUGAGAUAAGUCAGGAAUACCUUCUGUUGUGAAUAGCAGCGCAGACAGCAGUUUACAUUACAGAACGGGUACUUACUGUACAGUUGGCUGUUCAUUCUACAGUAUUGGAUGAAUUCCUGGGUUCAGUCAAAAUUGCGACAGUCCAUGGGUUAGAGAAAACAAUGUUGAGAAGGAGACUACCCGUUAGACACGGGGAAAACAUGAGAUAGUAGUGCAUUUUCAUCAUGAGACCUCGAUACAGCUGCUGGAUACUGGUUCUCUCCGUGCUGCUGCUGCUGGAGCGCCCCUCCCCGUCUGUCGGCCAGUUUGCCGCCUCCACUUCCACCGACGCUCCUCCGCCACCCCUGACCGAGGAGCAGAAGAGGCGCGUCAAAGACGCCCUGGAAUCCAGUCUCCUCACAAUGUUCGGAUUUUCUCGACGCCCGCAGCCGCGUGGCGACCACGUGGUCAUCCCCCAAUACAUGAUCGACCUGUACCGUCAAACCUCUGGCGACCUUACGACAGACAUCCCCUCCGUGUUUGAGAGGCGGGAGGGAGCCGUCCGAUCCAAUACCAUUAGGAGCUUCUUCCAUGAAGAUGUUCUUCAUGAGAAGGGCUGCGGACAGGCGACAUGUGCCCGCUUGUGGUUCAACGUGAGCUCGAUCCCGACUGCCGAAACGCUUGCAGACUCCGAACUGCGAAUCUACAUUGAACGGAACCACACGCACGAGGCGGCCGCUGAUAAAGUAUUAAAACACAAACUGCAAGUGUUCGAAAUCAUGAAGCCAGUAUCAAAAGGUGUUGUUGCAUCUAUAAGUCGUUUAAUAGACGUUCAGGAUAUAGUAAUACAAAAUUCCUCUUGGAUUACUUUAGACGUUCAACCAGCUGUGUUAAAAUGGAAAAAUAAGCCACGGACAAACCACGGUUUAGAAAUCCGUGUAGUGCCAAGUAAAAACUCGUUAUCUCCGUUAAAACACGUACGGUUACGGAGGUCGGCGGAAACUGCGGAGAGUGAGUGGAAUAUUCAAAGACCACUUUUAGUAACCUAUACUGAUGACGGAAGGGCGUCAGUAUCUCGGACUAAAAGAUCUGCGGAGGAUGAAGAGACCACUGGUUCUAGUGAUAUUAAAGACAGUGAAACUACGACACAACCUAGUAAGCCUAAAAAGAAGAAAGGCCGAAAAUGUCCAAAAGGGGACGCCGGAAAAGAGUGUCGUAAACAGCGAAAAAAGGAGCGGCGGAGGCGGAAAAAGGAGAAAAAGAGGAAAAAGAAGGAAAAGAAACGCAAGGACAAGAGUGACAUAAAAAACCCAGAAGGGAAGGAGGUGCAGGGACACAAGGGGUUGUGUCAAAGGAAAAACUUAUAUGUUGAUUUUAAUGACGUAGGUUGGAAUGACUGGAUUGUAGCUCCCUUAGGAUAUUAUGCUUACUAUUGUGAUGGCAGCUGCCCGUUUCCAUUUAGUGACAAUUUAAACGCAACCAACCACGCAAUUGUGCAGACGUUGGCACGGCAGGUGGAUAUCCGGGCGGCACCCACACCGUGUUGUGUACCUACGUCACUUAGUUCGAUAUCUAUGCUGUACCUGGACGAGUUUAGUAAAGUGAUCCUUAAACAAUAUGACGAUAUGGUAGUUGAGGGCUGUGGGUGCCGAUAAUCCCCACCCCACAAGACCACCUGUCUCUCCUUAUAAGUGUGCUUCCAGUCAAAAAACAUGAACGGGUCAAAGGUAACGUGUAUGUGUACCUGAGGUUUAAUUGUCGUAAUUGUGCUAUAUAAAGAUAUAUAGAUAUAGAUAUAUAUAUAUAUAUAUAUAUAUAUCGUUACUGUAAACGGUUAAAACUGUCGAGACCUAUAUGUGUUCUGAAAUGAUUACCAUUUAACGUAAACAGGACGCUAUACUGAACAAAAAAACUAGAGACGUUUUUUGUUGUCAUGGAAACGAGAAAGUCAGUGAGUGACGUCAUAACCGCUUUACAAAGUGCUUGUUGUUAUUGUUUAGAAAUUGUUAAAUAUAUGGUAGCUCUCCGUUAAUAAUUGUAUAGUGUACAUAUAUAUUUUUUAUUUCAUUUAAACGUUUGACGACAUGUCUAUUUAUACUGUUGAAGCUGUUCAUUGUAUUUGUAAAUAUAAUUGUUAUUUUAUUAUACUUUGACAUUGUGAAGUCGUCCAUGAACAUCAUCAAAUCAACCUUUGUAGUAAAUUAAAUGAGAAAAAACAACAGAAAACUCUAAUAAAGAUGAA
Molecule: messenger RNA, 2691 nt
Organism: Mya arenaria
Lineage: Eukaryota; Metazoa; Mollusca; Bivalvia; Myida; Myidae
Product: bone morphogenetic protein 2-like
Exons: 3
Coding region: 695-2104 (469 amino acids)
Biological process (GO): BMP signaling pathway; SMAD protein signal transduction
Cellular component (GO): extracellular region
Molecular function (GO): growth factor activity; cytokine activity
Source: RefSeq, a predicted model, not a curated record